This is a messenger RNA of Heteronotia binoei (common prickly gecko), 6796 nucleotides long. It is a transcript of the gene ZGRF1, whose product is annotated as zinc finger GRF-type containing 1. The record is from RefSeq and is a predicted model, not a curated record. The coding region runs from base 357 to 6530 and encodes 2057 amino acids. NCBI's taxonomy places the organism in Eukaryota, Metazoa, Chordata, Lepidosauria, Squamata, Gekkonidae. Gene Ontology annotation, molecular function: helicase activity; zinc ion binding. Gene Ontology annotation, biological process: double-strand break repair. The transcript is spliced from 27 exons. Gene Ontology annotation, cellular component: nucleus; site of double-strand break.
GAUCUAGAGAAACACAAAUGCCAAACUUCCGGAAAAAUGGAGAAGCCAUUGCACUCAACGGUGUCGCUCUAUCCUCUGAUAUCUCCAUGGUAUUCAUUUACUUAUUGAAUGGCAGAGUUACCCGCAGGAAGCAUACAACAAUAUAAAAAACGUGACCAAGUUGAUACAACGGAGAUGCAGACCGAUUGCUGAAAGCGGUCCUUUGCAGUGGAUAAACGGCUCAAUUUGAAAGCGGAAGUGCUGUUGAGAAUUUGCAGAUGAGGUUCUCGGGUCGCGUAGAGAUGGCGUCACUCACAGCUGGUUGAGCGGGAAAGGUUUGAAGAUGGAAGUGGUGCCCCAGAAAUGUUUGACUGAGCAUGAAGAUGGCUUGCCAGGAGUUUACUGUUUUAUACACUCACCAGAAGAUGAAAAAAUCCAAAGUAUGGCAAGAUGGAACUUUGAAGUUCACUGUUGGUGGAAAUAAGGCAGUCUUAUGUGAUGUCAAAGGACAGGUUUUGGACAGCAUUUUUGUAAAAUGCCAGGUAAGGUCAGGAGAUGACUUCGAAACUGAGCGAUACUUAAUCACAGUCGAAGCUGAAAAGAUUCCUGGAAUCGAUGAUGAUAAUAGUCUGCCAAAGAAUUCAGAAGUGCCGAUGCUGACCACAAAUAAUUUGCGGUCCUGUGCCUCAUCUCUGCAUAUGCCAGUUGGCCUCAAAAGGAAAUUUACUGGUUUCCAAGGGCCACGCUGCAUAGAAAAGAAAAUGGCAAUAGUGAAAGAACCUGUGGCAACAACUUUGCCUAAGUGUCCUGAAUCAUCUUUUCCUUCUCAGUUCUAUGCCUCUUCUCCUUUAUUUUCUGUUGCUUACCAGAAGAAGAAAGAGGCUAACUUGCUACCAGUCCUUAAAGGAGACGCUCUCAUGUAUAGUAGCAGCACUGAGUCUAUCACUUCAGUGGCUUCUGCACCUUAUAUUGAUGAUCAUAAAGUGGUACAGAAUGUUAGCUGUCGUACUGGUAGUGCAGAUACUGAAUGCUUGAAGCUAGAAUCUCACCUGGAUAAUGAACUAGUUCAUUUAAACUACCUUGCAAGCAAUAGUGUGGCAGUUUCACAAAACAUCAGAAGUAAAGGACAGAUUAUUGCACUUCUCAAAUCUAAAACAGUAUUGCUUAGCAAGGAACAAAAAUGUUCUGUAUCCACAGAAUGUGAACAUACCAAUUUACCAAACAGUCUCCCAUUGAUAAAGUCACAGUGUAUUCCAGAAGGUCUGCCUCUGUCUGAGCUAUCAAGAAGCACAGACUUUUUGAUUCAACAGCAGAUGUCACCUGUAUUGGAAUCUGUAAACAGCAUUAAAAAAUCUGCUAAACAUGUGCAGGCUGUGCAGUCCACAGCCAAAAAUGUUCAAACAAAAAGUCGAUGGGAUGCAUACUUACCAUCAUGUGUACCAGAGGAACCUCCUGAUCUAGAUGACACAGAACACAAUGAUAAGGUUAAUGACUUGCAGCCAAUUUUAAAGGACUUGAAGGAGGUUGGUGAUGCUAAUAGAAGCCAGUGCAACAAGGAUGAUACAAACAUUCCCCAAAUUUGUGAUUCUGAUGGAAGCAGGAAAUCAAGUUCACCCAUUAGUGAAAGUUCUAUGAAGCAGCCACAUAACUCUACAGUAAAUGAAUCCAGCAUUACUAUGGAGAAUAACACUGAAGUUGUAUCAUUAGGCAGCAUUCAGAAUUCAGAUUGCAUGAUGCUGGAAGCAUUUGAUGCUAAUCUUUCCAAAUCUAAUAAACAUCCAACGGCUGAUGACUUUGAAGCAUUUUGCACUCAAUCACAAAAUGAACUGUGUUCAGUUAAAAGUUCUGAACAUUUAUCAGAUGGGGAAUUUGGUGAUCCAGCUAAACAGUUUAUAAAAGUUAACUUCAAUGUUCUGGAUAUACAGGAUUUUAGUGACACAGAGGAUGGAGAGUGUCAUGCAGAUAGUAUGCUUUCACAACAUUUGGAUUGUUUGAGAACAGAAAGGGAGGCCAGUGUUGAACAGGUUGGUGAAGAAAAGACAUAUAUUGUUGAGGGGAAAGAUAACAUGCAGUCUACAUUUCUACUAGAAAGCAAUGUGAAUUGCGCUUUACAGUCUUGUAACAAAAUGUCUGAGGUUGGUAAGAAGGAUGUGGCUAAAUGUAAUUUUCUAAGUGAAUAUUCAGAGGCUGUAUUUGUAGAGGAAAUGGUAGGGUCUAAUGCAGCUGGUGCCCAAAAUUCAGAUACUCAUACAGAUCUUGACUACAAAAGCAGAAACUUGUUAAAGGUGAAUGAUGUAGAAUGUGGUAUGAAUAAUAUGUAUCCUACUCAGACGUCUCAUCUUCAAACAAAAGUAAUUUCAUAUGUUCAUCCGCAUUCAAACAUUUAUUUCAUGGACAAAAAUAACGAAGAUAUAGAGGCUGGAAAGAAUAAUUUACAGCUUCCUUCUGUACAUAUUUGUGAUGACACAGCUUUAGUUAGUUCAUUGCUGGCUGUUGAAAAGAGUAACAAUUCUGAUGGCUUUCCACAGCAUAUUGCAAAUAAACAUGACGCUGCUCUGGAGAAUAGUUUUGACAGGCCAAGCACUUGCCCCUUAGAUUGUGAGAUUUUUUCAGAUGAAACACAAAUGUGUAAGGAUGAACUGGAAGAUAUAAUUGGUGCCCCGGAGGCUUUUAAUGAAUUCACUGAAGAAAAUGAGAACUCUUUGGCUUCUAGCCUUCCCAAGUUGCCAAUUGGCUUCAACCUUUUAAGAUCACUGUCGGAACAUAGCACAGCCUUGGAAAGCUUGCAUAUGAUUGAGGAAAGUACUGGUGUAUCAAACCAGAGAGACACCCUGGCUAAGAAACGCAUAUCCAAAGAAGGACCCAAAGCUAGGCAAAGGGUUGCUGAAGUGUCUUAUUCUGAAAAUGUGAUGAAGUCUUCAUGUUCUGAUGCACCUAAAAUGCAUUGUUCCUUAAGCAAUCAUGUAGAGAAACCUACAGCAGCUAUAGUCAAGACGUUACAUGGCCGAAGUCCAAUUGGAGUGGUUGAAAGUCAAUCAAAGCCAGUAGCAUUUCAAGGGUACCAGUUGAAAGGAUCAGCAGCUAGUGAAGUCAUGAUGAGAGGAACCUGUUCACAUCUUAGGUGGGAUCCAUGUGCUGAUAUGGCAGAAUUUGAAAACAUGGCAAGGGACGAUUGCUUUUUCUCAGAUCAGGAACUGAGCAGCCCUGUGCUCCCUGGUUUUUUUAAGAUAUCGUCAGUUCAAGAGAGUCCUUCCUGCCCCUCUGAAUGCCAUUUUUUCUCAAGUACAGGCAGUACAGACAAAACUGCAGACAUGGACAAACAGGAAUUCCUGCUAUCCAGAAUUUUUCCACUGCCCACAAACACUGAAAGCUUUUUCAGAAUGAAGGAAUCCGUCUGCUCAGUGGAAGAUAGUAUGCAUACAUGCUUACCUACUCGUAGAAAACAAACUCCAGUUGUAACUUUACCAGUUGAUGAAGCGCUUCCUGGCUCAAAAGUUUAUUCCAAUCUAAUGGCUUGUGAGCAAAUGCCACCUUUUGGUUUCCCAGUAGUCAACAUGUACAAGUCAAAAAUGUUAGGGCCUGAGGACAGGAUGUGUGAAUCGUUUGUGGAUAAAAAACUUUUAGGAGAAAGACAAGUGGUGCUUACACAGUCUGCAUACCCUAGUGUGUCUGAACAAAAGAGACAAAGCAAGUGGCAGAAAUUCCAAGACACUACUGAUUGUGACUUGAGAACUCAAAAUAGUAGUGAAGUGGUCAUGACUGAUGACUUCCAAGCUGAGAAUGUCUUGGGAAUGCCACUUGAUGACACAGGAGAGUGUCAGAAUGAUGCUGUCAGUAAAAGCCCUCCAGACUUUGCGCAUCUGCAGAUGAUAAAAAGCAUGCUUUGUAAACAACAAGGAAACUUUAGCAGCCAAGAUUCUGUUUCAGAAAAAAAGCAACUUUCUGUUCACUUAAAUCCAAUUUUUUCCAGUGAGGAAGCACCAAAGGUGUUAGGUCAGCUGAACCACGAUAACAUAACUAGGCAUGCCAAGAAUGUCUCUGAGUUGUUCUUCCCUGGUGCAGGCAUAGUAAAUUGCACUGAUCUUCCUAAGAGGCAAAUUUGUAUCCCAGCUGAGUUUCAAUCUGCUGCACUCUAUAAGCAGGUUUUCACUGCUGCUUUGACAGAACAUUUGAACAUAUUGCUCUUUGAGCUGUCACAAAGACUAUAUAAAGCUCUCAGGAAAGUGGAUAUAUCUUUCUGCACUUCAGCAAAAGGAGGGCAGGAGCAAGAGAAUUCUGCACCACUCUGUAGCCACAACAUUGCGGCCAAACUUGUUAUGGUUAAGAAAGAAGGGCGAAACAAGGGUCGCCUUUUCUAUGCCUGUGAUGCUCCAAAAGCUGAACGCUGUGAUUUUUUCAAGUGGCUUGAGGAUGUAAAUCCAGGACAGAUCAAAAGUAGACCUAGUGUUGCAUUUCAUGAUUUGAAGAGUAUUGGAACCUAUUUGAGGGGUCAAAACAUUUUUCUCCAUGAAGAAUGCCAACUUUUGGUGAGGAAAGCCUUUGAUAUUCAAAGAAAACGGUUUAGUAAGCUGAAGAAGUUUAAUGUUGCAGAUGCUGAGUUUGACUGUGAUGCUAGAAACAAAUUGUAUCUGAAGCUGAGCAGAAAAGAACGCUCUUCUAUGUACAGCAAAGAUGAUCUUUGGGUUGUUUCCAAGACCCUAAUAUUUGAACCCUUGGACACUUUCAUUGCCUGCAGUGUUUUCUUUGGCCCAUCCUCUAACAAUGAAAUAGAACUGGAACCUCUCAAAGGCUACAGCCCCUCAAACUGGCAUUCAAAUAUGACUGUUCAUGCCUUGCUAGUUUGUAAUGCUAGCACAGAACUCGCAACAUUGAGAAACAUAGAAGAACACUUCAGUUCGGCUGCACUACCAAUAAUGCAGCACCUGCUUACGAGGCCCUUCAAAGAGGUAUCUUGUAGUAGCAAAAUCAACAAACGAAAAUUUAAACCACCAGUUUUAAACACAAAUACAAUGAAUUGUGGACUUCUAAGUCCUGAAAUGACAAUAAGUCUGGCAAACAAGAUAAUUCAGACAUUUCAGCUGAAUAAGGAUCAGGCCAUGGCACUGCUACAAAUAAGUAACAUGAUGACAUCUUAUCCAAUUGAUAAAGAAACUGGGGAACAGCAACCCCUUCCUAUAACAAUACUACACGGUGUAUUUGGAUCUGGAAAAAGUUAUUUAUUGGCCAUUGUUAUCUUGUUCCUGGUACAAAUCUUUGAAACUAGUGAGGCAACUGUUGGCAAAAGAUUAGCACCAUGGAAAAUACUAAUAUCUUCUUCCACUAAUGUUGCUGUGGACAGAUUACUGCUGUGCCUCCUGGAUCUUGGAUUUGAAGGAUUCAUUAGAGUUGGAAGUGUUAGAAAAAUUGCCAAGCCAGUACUUCCUUACAGUUUGCAUGCUGGCUUGGGAUCGGAAAGUGAGCAACUGAAAGAGCUGCUUGCUCUGAUGAAGGAGGAUUUAACCUCAGCGGAAAAAAAUUAUGUCAGGAAGACCAUUGAACACCAUAGGUUGGGCACCAACAAAGCUCUUCUGCAACAGGUGAAGGUAGUGGGAGCUACCUGUGCUGCCUGUCCAUUCCCUUGCAUGAAAAAUCUGAAGUUUCCUGUAGUGGUGCUAGAUGAGUGCAGUCAAAUGACAGAACCUGCGUCCCUCCUUCCCAUUGCAAGGUUUGGAUGUGAAAAGCUGAUUCUGGUUGGUGACCCUAAGCAGCUUCCGCCCACCAUUCAAGGGUCAGAAAGUGCACAUGAUAAUGGUUUGGAACAAACCCUUUUUGGCCGACUCUGUUUGAUGGGACAUGAGCCAGUGCUGCUCAGGACACAGUACCGUUGCCACCCAGCUAUCAGUGCCAUAAGCAACAACUUGUUUUAUGAAGGAAAUUUGUUGGAUGGCAUUUCUGAAACAGAUCGAAACCCUCUCGUAGACUGGUUGCCAACACUCUGUUUCUACAAUGUUAACGGCUCAGAGCAGAUGGAAAGAGACAACAGCUUCCACAAUAUGGCAGAAUCUUUUUUCACUGUCAAAUUAAUCCAGUCUCUAAUGGCCAGUGGAAUAGAGGGGUCUAUGAUUGGGGUAAUAACCCUGUAUAAAUCACAAAUGAGCAAGAUUUGUAACUUACUUGCUGCAGUAGACUCAGAUGCUUCCCAAAUUAAAGCUGUCCAGGUGUCAACUGUUGAUGCUUUCCAAGGAGCAGAGAAGGAAAUCAUUGUGUUAUCUUGUGUAAGAACAAGACAAGUUGGCUUCAUAGAUUCAGAGACAAGAGUGAAUGUGGCACUGACGAGAGGGAAGCGGCAUUUAUUGAUUGUGGGAAAUCUGAACUGUUUGAGAAAGAACAAACUAUGGGGAAGUGUCAUUCAACACUGUGCAGGAAGCAAAGAUGGAUUACAGCAUGUUAGCCAAUGUGAACAGAAAUUGAAUGACAUUCUUAAAUCUUACAUGGAAAGAAAGAAAGAAGAAGAAAAGAAACAAAAGGAAAACUCUAGAAGUAAAUCACUUUCACAGAAAACAGAUCUAUAAGAUAUUUUUCUAUGUAAAUUGUGCAGAUGUCUAAAAUUCUUAAAUUUGAAGUUUAAUGUUUCACUAGUAUAUCUGAAUUAAGUUAUGUGGAUUAAUAUGUUAGUAAAAUAAUAACACCUAAUAGGCUUUGUAAUAAAAUAAUUUCCAAGUAUAUAUAAAAUGUCUAGUAAUUUGGCAUUCCCAUUCAGUUUUUUUCUUAAGUGGUUAUUUUAACUUGUGUUGUAUCUAAGUUCUCUACAGCAAAAUUAAACCAUGAUUUUUAAUAA